This is a messenger RNA of Cavia porcellus (domestic guinea pig), 1835 nucleotides long. It is a transcript of the gene Nkiras2, whose product is annotated as NFKB inhibitor interacting Ras like 2. Gene Ontology annotation, biological process: canonical NF-kappaB signal transduction; Ral protein signal transduction. Gene Ontology annotation, molecular function: GTPase activity; GTP binding; GTPase activating protein binding. The coding region runs from base 205 to 780 and encodes 191 amino acids. NCBI's taxonomy places the organism in Eukaryota, Metazoa, Chordata, Mammalia, Rodentia, Caviidae. The transcript has 4 exons. The record is from RefSeq and is a predicted model, not a curated record.
CAGGCGGCGGGCCCUCUCUGGCUGGGAUCUGCUUCGGGGCUCGGGGCGGGACCCUCUGGGUGCCUGAAUCGCAGGGCUCGCUCCGGGGAGAGGGGUCGGUGUCGGGCGCUGUCCCGGGAGCUGCUGCGAGAGCCUUCGCGGCCGUCUGCAGGGAUUGCCAUCUGGGGCUCGGGGAUGCUUUGAGAGGAAGGUUGGAGGUUAAGCAUGGGGAAGAGCUGCAAGGUGGUCGUUUGUGGCCAGGCGUCAGUGGGGAAAACUUCCAUCCUGGAGCAACUCCUGUAUGGGAACCAUGUAGUGGGUUCUGAGAUGAUGGAAACCCAGGAGGACAUCUAUGUGGGCUCCAUCGAGACGGACCGUGGCGUUCGGGAGCAAGUGCGUUUCUAUGACACCCGUGGGCUCCGGGAAGGGACUGAGCUGCCCCGGCACUGUUUCUCCUGCACGGAUGGUUACGUGCUGGUCUACAGCACCGACAGUCGGGAGUCCUUCCAGCGUGUGGAGCUCCUGAAGAAGGAGAUUGACAAAUCCAAGGACAAGAAAGAGGUCACCAUCGUGGUCCUGGGCAACAAGUGUGACCUCCAGGAGCAGCGGCGUGUAGAUCUAGACACUGCACAGCACUGGGCCAAGUCAGAGAAGGUGAAGUUGUGGGAGGUGUCGGUGGCUGACCGCCGCUCCCUGCUGGAGCCCUUCAUCUACCUGGCCAGCAAGAUGACGCAGCCUCAGAGCAAGUCGGCCUUCCCGCUUAGCCGCAAGAACAAGGGCAGCGGCUCCCUGGACGGCUGAGCAGCCGCUGCCCUGCCACCCGCCCCCCACCUACCCUUGCUGAGCUCCAGGGCCCUGGAAAACGGCUGGACCCAAGAGAGAGCCCUGCACAGCCAGGCAGCUGGACUGUCCCCUCUCAACACCCAAGUGCAAAUGGUCUUCGUUAGCGCCCUUCCCCCACCCCCACUUCAGCCAACAUGGUCUUCACUGUUGCCUAGGGCAGCAUCCCAUCUGUCAUCCAGACAGGAAGAGGAACUACCAUGCCACUAGUGCCCAGUGUAGGAUCUGGGGCCUUUUUGGUUUUGAGACAGGGUCUUGAUAAGUUCUUCAGGCUGGCUUCAGUCUUGGAUUCUCCUGCCUCAGCCUCCUGAGCAGGUGGGAUUAUAGGUGUGUGCCCCCACACUUGGCUAGGGUCUGUUUCCAAUGACAGGGCUACCAGUUCUCUGAGCUUUGAAUGGUCACACUCGUGUGUGUGCACAUGUGCAUACAUGCUCACACUCCCACUAGCCUGGACGUGAACAGGGGUCUGGGUGUUUGUGCUUGUGCUGCAUCAGGGCCAGCUCUAGGGAGCCUGCGUCCCCCCAGCCCCACAUCUCACAUCCUCUUCUGGCUUGGGGGUGGCCUUGCUGCCCAGGCCAUCUCUGGUCUCCCAGGUCAUUGCCUGGUCUUGGCGUCUUCCUCUUCAAGGUGCUUGGUCCCAGCCCUGGCGGCUGGGCUCUGUUCUUCCUGACCAGCAGGGGGCAGUGGCACGCCACCCUUGGGACCCUGCUAGGUGGCUGUGUCCUGUCCCUGGAGUUUCUGUCACCUGUGUCUCCCACCUCAGCCAAGGCUGGACACGGUGCUCGCCUGCCUCCCUGACCUCAGCCACAGAAGCAGGCAUGGCAGUAGCAGCUUGGGGAGCUCAUCCCCGCCUCUCUGUGCCACUGGGGUUCUCCCAGCCCCCCAGGACAGGAGUGGGAGCAGGGCAGAGCCAGGCCAAGCAGGAGACUGGGCAUUGACCAACAGGCUCUGGCUCAGCAUUCAUUUAUUGAUGAAUUUGUUGGAUACAAUAAAACCACAACUGCUGUUAUAAAAAA